Molecule: messenger RNA, 972 nt
Organism: Caenorhabditis bovis
Lineage: Eukaryota; Metazoa; Nematoda; Chromadorea; Rhabditida; Rhabditidae
Source: the annotation of a GenBank genome assembly
AUGUCGAGAGCCGAUGAAGGAAGGAUUAUUCAUUUGGCGAAACAAAGAGAACGAGAAAAGGAAGAUAUUGAGAAACAAAUUAAGAAAAUCGAAGAAGACAAAGAGAAAUGCAAAGCUGGAAUAUCAAAUAAGUUCACUGCAAAUUUUGACGCGGUUGAGGAAUCACUUAAAUCAAAAACCUAUGGAUUGGUUACCUUGGAUGACAUGAAAAACAUACAAAAAAACGCCUUAUCGAAUAGAGACUUGAUGGUAGCACGGGGCGAAGAUUCUUCGAGCAUAGGUUUCAAAAAGAGUGAUACAGCCAAAGAAGAUAAAGUGGAAAAUGUGCAGAAAAGGGUUCUUUCAUUUGCCUUUGAUGAUGAAGAAGAACAAGAUGAAGAUCUGCCAGUGAUACCGAAAAAGAGAGUAGGAAUGGACCCAACAGUCGAUACAAGUUUUCUUCCUGACAAAGAAAGGGAAGAGGAAAUCAGAAGGAAGAAAGAAGAACUUGCCGCUGAGUGGAGAAUACGACAAGAAGCUGAAAAGAAUGAGGAUAUUGUUGUUGCAUGUGCCUACUGGGACGGAUCGUCUCAUCGAAAAAAUUUGAAGAUGAAAAAGGGCAAUACAAUAUCACAAUGUCUAGCUGCUGCAAUUGAAGGACUAAAGAAAGAGUUCACCGAAUUGAAAACAUGUACACCAGAAAACCUGAUGUUUGUUAAAGAAGAUUUAAUUAUUCCUCAUUUUUAUACAUUCCAAGAUUUUAUAGUGACCAAAGCCAUGGGUAAAACCGGACCACUGUUCAUCUUUGAUGCUGCUUCUGAUGUUCGAAUUCGCCAGGAUGCUGCCCUGGAUAUCGGCGAAUCGCAUCCAGCAAAAAUUGUUCUACGCAGUUGGUACGAGAAGAAUAAACACAUUUAUCCAGCGUCUCGAUGGGAGCCUUUUGUUCCUAGCAAAAAAUACGGAAGGACUGCAGACGAUCUCAGUGAUUUAUGA